AUGUACUCCGAGACGAUGCGGGCCCUGAGGCGCGCGACCAACGCGAACGUGAAGCACGCGGUGGCUCACGUGGACGACCAGCCCGAGGUGCGGGUGACGAACCGCCUGGUCGCCGACGUGCUCUUGAGGGCGAAGGUCGGCUCCUUGCCGCAAGCGGACGUCGCGUCCGCGUCCCAGUCCAGUCAGAGCGCGACUGGCAUGGUGCCCCGCGUGGACGACGGUGGCGACCCAGAAGGCGAUACGGUGGACCAGGACGGGCUUGCAGACGCCAUCGGCGGGCCCGGUCUGGCCGACGCGGAGGGCACUCCGGCGGAGCUCCGCGGCCAGCGGCGGGUGGAUGCUCUUGCCGGCGUUGUCGAGAACCCCGUUGGGCCCGAAGUCACCCCCCCCGCAGAGGACGACCUGCCGCGGACCCUGCUGGUCGAGGGGGCCCCCGCUCUGCCCCCCGGCCUCGCCGACCCCUACGAGAGCGCCUGCCACAACAACGCCGGGAGCAUGGGCCACCCCGAGAUGUGCGUGCGGCCGUGCCUGUACUUCUCGCAGGGCCAGUGCACGAACGGCAACGAGUGCAGGUUCUGCCACUACCAGCACCCGACCCGGCCCGUGCACCUCGGCAGGCAGCACCGGAAGACCCUGGAGGGGGCGUCGGUGGCCCAGUGCUUCACCAUCUCGCUGCCCGUCCUCGAGCAGAAGCUGGCCACGCUGGGCCUGCCGACGGACACCCUCUGGGCGCACGCGAGCCAGUGCGCCGCGCAGGGCGGAGGCGGCGCCGCCGAGGCGGGCGGCAAGGUCAAGGCCCGGGAGCUGCGGACCCUGGAGAAGGCGUUCGGGGCCCUGUCGCUGCGGUCGCUGCUGGUGGUGCUGCAGAGGAAGACGGGGGCGCAGGCCUCACGCGAGAAGGCCCUGCUGGACACGGUGCUCAAGAAGCUGCGGGAGGUGGGCUACCUCGUCGACAUCGGGGAGGAGGUCCCCAGAGACGAUUGA
Messenger RNA from Prorocentrum cordatum, 984 nucleotides. The record is from the annotation of a GenBank genome assembly. NCBI's taxonomy places the organism in Eukaryota, Dinophyceae, Prorocentrales, Prorocentraceae.